AUGCUGGGCAAGGUCCAGAUGCUCGAGCUCGACUUCCACCGCUCCUCCCUGGACGUGGUCUGUAUUCAGGAGGGCCGUGCUCCGCAGUGUGAUGUCCACGAUGGCGUCCACUACCGCAUGUAUGCUGGCUGUGCGGACUCAGACGGCCAGUACGGGUGCCAGGUGUGGAUUGCCACCAGUCUCACCUUCCACCCGAAGAGCGUGCGCCACGUAUCACCCCGCCUGAUGACCGUCGCGGGGUAUUCCGUGACAUUGCAGCGCGGCCUCGUGGUGGUCAGCGCCCACGCUCCCACUGAGGCCAGCACCGCCCGGGUCAAAGACGACUUCUGGGACUCCCUCACCGCGGUUGUGCUCAACCUGCGCUCGCAGUUCCCAGCCUACGUGGUCCUGGCCGGACUGGACGCCAACGGGCGCGUCCAAGGCCACGGCGACGCGAUCGGGCCGUGCGAGCCCGAACCGUUCACUGACAACGGCAACCGCUUGCUGAGCCGCCUCGUUGCGUGCUCCCUGAUGGCCGCCAAUACGUUCUACGAGGCCGGCUACACUUGGCGCUCCAAGCACGGCACCACCGCCAGGAUCGAUUACACCCUCCUCGACAUCGACCUCUUUUCCAGCUUGGUGGAGUCCCGUGUGCUCCCAGAGACGGUCCUCUCCUACACCCCGACUGAAGACCACCGCAUGGUGAUGAGCGUCGUCGAGGUCAGUGGUCACGACGGCGUCUAUGCGGACCGGCCUCGGCGGGCCCCGCGAAUCAACAAAGCGAAAUGCUUCGACGCGGAGUGUUGCCGCCGUUUCCAGGACGCCACUGACCCUGAGCAGUACGCGACCGAACUCACCGACUACGUCCAUGCAUCUGCCCUCAAGUCGUUCGGCUCCUUCAAAGACACCCCGCGUAAGCCCUGGAUAUCACCACCUACGUGGCGCAUUCUCCGUGGUCUAGCCCCGCUGCGCCGCGCUGCCAGCGUUGCUGGGGCACGCGCCGUUCAGGCGCUCCUGCAUGCGGCCAUGUACGCCUGGGCCAGCCUCGUCCCCAGCGCAUCUGUCCCCGGACGGGUCCGUGGCCGACGCGGCGGCCUCGGGUGGCACUCUGGUGCGCGGUGCGGCGAGGAUCGUCGCCGGCUCCACGUCCUCCGCCUCACCUCCACGAUGGCGUGGCGUGCGGCCGCGGCGAUCCGGCGCAUGAUCAAGCCCGUUAUCGCUGAAGAUCGCCGCGUGUUCAUCGAGGCCAAGACCCUUGAAGCGCGCGACGCCCAGGCCAGAGGUGACACGCGCACCACGUCUGCCAUCCUCCGUGCCCUCGGCGGUCGCUUCACCACUCAGCAGCCGCCGCACGUUCUACGUAAAGACGGCACCCUCACCACGUCCGAAGGGGAACGGCAGCAGAGAUGGCUUGAGCACUUCACCGAUGUGUUCCACGGCACGCCCAUGACACUGGACGAGCUGCGCUCUAUCCCUGUCGCCCCGCCGAUGGCUGAUCAUCAAGUUCGUAUCGGCCCUGCUCGCGUCGAAGGCGCCCUUGGCCGCUUGAAGAGCAACCGCGGGACAGGUCGGGACGGCAUCUCAGCAGAAGUGCUGCGCGCUGGUGGCGGCGCUAUGGCGGUUAAGCUCUCGGAGCUGUACCAGUGCGUAGUCGACUCCGAGGUCUGGCCAACGGCUUGGCCUGGCAGUCGUGUCGUCGGCGUCCACAAGAGGAAGGGCCCCAGGAAUGACUGUGACGAGUACCGUGGCAUCCACCUGGAUAGCCACCUGGGCAAGGUCCUCGAGGAUAUCCUCAACGAGGACGUGAAGGAGCCGUACGAGGCCGGCAUGCCGCCGUCCCAGUACGGCGCCGUCUCCAAGCGUGGGACCGACUUUGUGUCGCGCGCGUUCGAUAGGGCGAUCCGUGAACUGGUCCUCGGCAUCCCUCACGACUGCGCCUACCCGUCCACUUACUUGGCGGGCCUGGGUCUUCGCGCCCAUCAGGUGGAGUGGAUCGUUGAGUUCAUCGCCGUCCACGUGCCCCUCAUGCAGCAGUGGGGUAUUCCCGAAAAGAUCGUGCGCCUUCUCAAGAAUCUGCACUCCAAGAGUUGGCUUAGCUACGGCGACGUGGACACUGCGGUCAGCGUGCGCCUGGGGGGUAAACAAGGCUGCAAGUACGGCAGUACGAUUUUCAACGGAUCGUACUCGGUCGGCCUGCUGCUCCUGAGGGACGCCCUGCUCAAGGCUGGCGCGACGUUGCGCAUCCACGACCCUGGCCCUGACUUCGUCUCUCCUGGAG
Prorocentrum cordatum is the source of this 2257-nucleotide messenger RNA. Lineage: Eukaryota; Dinophyceae; Prorocentrales; Prorocentraceae. The record is from the annotation of a GenBank genome assembly.